This is a messenger RNA of Sclerotinia trifoliorum, 3900 nucleotides long. The record is from the annotation of a GenBank genome assembly. NCBI's taxonomy places the organism in Eukaryota, Fungi, Ascomycota, Leotiomycetes, Helotiales, Sclerotiniaceae.
GAACAUUCUGAACUGAAGGUUAUUACAAUAACCAAAAAUUCAAUCUGCCUUCAUCUUAUAAUAUUGUCUACAUACCGACCUCUCAACCCAAUUGUAUGUACCGAUACUCCAUUAUCUGUUUUUGUCUCAACAAUUCCAUUGUCAAGGACGUCUCUUCAAGUCUGGGUACGAAAUAUAUGUCAUUCGUCAUUCACAAUUCCGUAUCUGUGUACAACAUUCUGACCUGCUAAGUCGACCACGAAUCAAGAAACCUUACCUGCCGAAGAUAAUCAUCCUUCAGACACAAGCGUAGCUACUUCAAUAAUUCUCUCUCAUCAUCGAACACAAUUUGGGGAUAUUUCUACCGCAUCCGCUGUUUUGAUAAUACAAAAUGGCUAGAAGUUUGGCCACACAAAGAUGGCCGGCCUUGAUUCGAAAUGCUAGGACUACCACGGAGCAGAUUGCCAAUCUGAGGGCCCUUAAAAAUGAGAUCGUUGGACAUGCUCCAAAGAAAGAAAUGGCUGUAACCAUGGGCCUUGUGGAACCUGUCGUACGCAUAAGUUUCAAUAAGUUCAAUUCCAGAAAUCAGGAUUGGAAAGCACACGAUCAUAGUUAUGCGAUCCGACCGUUAGAAGAAGAGGAAAUGGUUCGACUACAGGCUCUACAGGUCCUGGGAAGCCUUGCAUAUGGUUAGCAUACAUGUUAUUUUUCUUAUGGCUCUUAUUAACAAGAACUAGGUGGUCCAGCCUUCCUCGCUCCAUUACACUAUGGCUCUGCGCUCCCGGCGAUCCUGUCGAAUCUUUGCCCAAUAAGUAAUCCGCCACAAAUAGUCCUCGCAGCGUUGCGGGCUUUGUCCAACCUCGCAGAAUCCGCAAUGCUUGCUACUAGCACACACCCUAUUACCAUUAAGUCUCUGGCGGCAGCGUUGUUCGUACGCCCACAUCUCGCCUCUCUAACUCGCAUCAUCUCCCAAACUUCAUCGUCUCACAUCAUACAAAAUCAAAUAUCCUUGGCGGCUACACUCAUAGCCCGAAUAUGUCGACAGGAGUCCUAUCAACAAAGUCUCGCAACUUCCGGUGUUCUGGAUGCCUUGGCUGUGAGACUGGCAAGCUUCGUUGUGGCUCAGGGCCUUGUUGUUCCAGGUGCCGAUAUCAUAGCGCAUAGGGAAGGUUUACGGGAAUACAUCCCUGCGGCUGCUCCUUCAACUGCUUAUUUCUCGGGAUUUUGGAGGCUAUAGCUAGCAUUGUCGCCGAAUCCAAGUUCAGAGCUUCGCAACUCAUUUAUCACCCAUCAAUCAUGGCGGUAUUUCCAUCAAUUCCUGCCGGCGAUGCGCCGAUCCUACAAAGCUCGAGAGCUGCUUGGAAUACGUUCAAUACAGGAAGUUUAAGUUCACGACAAAGCCAGUUGAGUGCCAUUGAUUACCUGCUCCCGAUCGUUCCACAGUACCCAGUGAAGAGCGCACAGGCAUCUGCAUUUCCCCCACUUGGUUCAUCAGGAUCUCGGGAGCCUCUCAAUGGUCGUGGAAAGUCAACUUCUACAUCGAUAUGGUCUGAACCUCCCCCGGAGCGAAAUGGUUCACCACAAGAGAGUCAAGCCGCUCUCGAGGACCCUGAGACUCCUCUGGUUGCAUACCUGAUAUUUAUUAUGAGAUCUCGGGAAGGCGAGGAGAGACUCAUGGCUUCUUAUUUACUGACAGUUCUAUUUCGAGCCGGCCUUAUCAAUAAAGCCAGGGAACCAGCCUUAGGUUUACUGGUUGUGCCUCUACUUGUGCAGAUGUUGGGUGAAGAGGCGACUCAAGUCAAGUCCAAGGAUAUCUCUUGUGACCAUGAAUCGUUGAGAGUCGAGUGGUCAAUCACAGAAAUGGCACCACGGAUCUUGUCGUUGCUAAUUACAGAUAGCGAACACCUUCAAAAGCUACUUUCCAGAGUAAGGCGAUGACCAAGCUCUCUAAGUUGAUCAAACUAUCUUACGAACCAGUACCGGAAAGUGUCAAUGCACAACAUUGGUCGCCUAUCAAACCAAAUGCAGAAGAGGAUUAUGUGGAACAAACCCCUUCAUCACGUCUUGGUGAUCCUGGUCAAUCUGCUCUUCUCGUUCACAAAAUCAAAGUAAGGGAAAGCGUAUUAAGAGCUAUAGCAUCACUUAUUCCAUUCAAAGAAGAACAUAGAAAAUCCGUUGUGGACAACGGUAUAAUUCCUUACAUUGUCGAAUCUUUGAACCCUAAUCCGCAAAAGCCAUCAACUAAAGUCAACGAAAAAGGCGACAAAGCCGAAAAGAAAAACGAUUCAAGUAACCCUGAAGUUAAACAAGAAGGAUACGGGAUCAAUCCCGUAGGCGUUCUUAUUGCUGCUUGUACGGCGACUCGAGCCUUGGCGAGGUCAGUUUGUAUACUUCGGACUACCUUGAUUGAUAAUGGAGUAGUUGCGCCGAUAUUUCCCCUUCUUUCUCACCAAGACAUCGAAGUUCAAAUUGCUGCUACCGCUGCAGUCUGCAAUCUUCUUACCGAUGUUGCCCCAAUGCGAGAGGUUUGUACACAUUUAAUGCUGUUUUCGAUACGUUUUUACUAACCUAUUUGCAGAGCUUCAUGGAACAUGGGGUACUUAAAAUACUUUGUGGACAGGCACACUCCGCGAACGCAAAGCUUCGUCUGAAUGCUACCUGGGCACUCAAACAUUUUGUCCUUGGUGUCGGUAACGAAACCAAAAGAGCGUGUUUGGAAGAGCUGGGAUCAGGAUGGUUAGAUCGCCUUAUUUGUAACGAUACAGAAGAUGAAGCACUUCUCAAAGAAAAUAAUUAUAACCAAAACACGGCCUCAGGUGUCGACGAUGCUAUGGAUGAAGAUGUGGAGAUGGAUCAGUUUGAAACGCCAACGGGGGGUUCACUAUCAGCUCAUAAUAAUUCCAGGCCUAGCAGCAGUCGCAGUAAAAGCUUGCAGCAAGCAGAAGCGAAGCUCGCUGCGUUACGAGAAGCUGAACUGAACCCGGCCAAAAGAGCUAGGAAAGACGACCUCGCAGUUCAAGAACAAGGCCUGGACUUUAUACGGAAUUUGAUUUCUAGUGCAGGAUCCGGACAUAGCAAUAGCGCAGAAAACACUGAGAUGAUUGAUUACCUAUUCAGUUCUCUGGGCCAAGACCGAGUUUUCGAAAUUCUAGCUUCCAAGCUAAGACCGAAGAUCAUUAAUCGUCCUUCCAACUCCACUUCCCGGGGCUCUAGUACAUCGGAAGCAAAAGUUAUUCCGCCUCAACCAGAGAUCAUCGUUGCUGUCGUUUAUAUCCUAGUCCAUAUGGCCGCUAGUAUUCCGCAACAUCGUCAAAUCGUCAUAGCCCAAACCGAACUCCUCAAACUUCUCGUCCCCCAUUUUAACAACCCAGCCUUUGAAGUCCGCGUCGCCAUGUGCUUUUUAAUUGCAAAUCUCACUUGGGUAGACGACUCGAACGAUGGACCGGCUUGCGCGCAACGCGUGCAUUCAUUGAAACAACUUGGUAUCCUUCAAAAGAUUGAAAAUCUGGAACAUGAUCCGGAACUGGAUGUGAGAGAGAGGGCUAAAGUUGCAAUUUGGCAAAUGAAAGCGCCAGUUUUUAAUAAUUAAAUACAAAUAUUUUAGCAUGUGUAUAUGGGGAAACGGUAAUUGGAAAAUCUUAUAGCAUUGGCGUUUGCAGUGGGGAGCUUGAACCUCUGCAAGCAUGAAUUGACGAUAAUGGGUAUGGAACGUUUGUAUUACUACGCGUGGAAAUGAACUCGAGGCAAAAGGCAAUAAAUGAUGACGGGCUGUUAAUCAGAUACUGAACCUGAGCAAUUGCAAAUUGGGCAACAUGAAUAAAAAGGUACGGAAAUUCAGUCAGACAGUCAACAAGCGAAUUACACAUUUUCAAUCGGUUCCGAAAAGUUGACUUUGUGUUCUUCUUGUGUUGUAUUUUUCGU